GAGGAAAGACGAGGAGGAGGAGGAGGAGGAGCAGGAGGAGAAGCACGCCAAGGUCACGCUCCCGACCGUCUCCAAUUAAACACCAUUCAUGACGCCGAGGACGCCGAGAAUGCCAAGCAACAAGGCCAAGGGAAAUGACUACCGUUCCAGGGUCUCUGGUCUGGGAGCUCGUGAAGAAGAACAACUACUUCUUGAUAAAACAGUUCGGCAACAACAAUGCCAAGGUGCGGUUCAGCAAGGAGCCCAACAACCUCUACAAUGUCCACUCCUGCAAGUUCUCGAGCUUGGCGAACAGCAAGACCGUGGCGGUCCAGCCAUCAGCGGGAGAGGACAAGGCUGUUGUCCUGUCCACGACCAAGACCAAGAAGCAGAACACCCCUGCCAAGCUCCAGCACAAGACUCUGAUGCACAAGGAGUUCCGCAAGAUGGCGAAAUCUGUCAAGAAUCAGGAAAUGGACUGAUUCCUUUGAAACUCCUAUGUUGUAAAUAGUCCCUUACUCCACUCA
Triticum aestivum (bread wheat) is the source of this 506-nucleotide messenger RNA. RefSeq names its product 60S ribosomal protein L28-1-like. The record is from RefSeq and is a predicted model, not a curated record. Gene Ontology annotation, biological process: translation. Gene Ontology annotation, cellular component: ribosome. The transcript has 4 exons. Bases 135 to 461 code for a protein of 108 amino acids. Gene Ontology annotation, molecular function: structural constituent of ribosome. Lineage: Eukaryota; Viridiplantae; Streptophyta; Magnoliopsida; Poales; Poaceae.